Molecule: messenger RNA, 1822 nt
Organism: Acinonyx jubatus (cheetah)
Lineage: Eukaryota; Metazoa; Chordata; Mammalia; Carnivora; Felidae
Gene: RNASE9
Product: ribonuclease A family member 9 (inactive)
Exons: 3
Coding region: 319-963 (214 amino acids)
Molecular function (GO): nucleic acid binding
Source: RefSeq, a predicted model, not a curated record
CUCAUAUGUUUGACUGCCUCAUCAUGCUCCCCCACCCCCAAGUCACUUCACAUCAAUGUCCUUAUCUACAUGAUGAGGAGGCUGGAUUAGAUCUCGGGGCUCUCUGACUUGGAUAGUCAUCAGGAACAGUGUGGUGGUGUUCUCUGGUUGCCUGCCCCAAACUACCCGCUCGGCCUCAAGCCAAGGAGGUAACAACCCUUCCUUCGGUCAGCAACUGGAAUUCUGCUGGAAUUUUAAUGGUGUGGUUUUGCCUUUACUUCCCCGAGGAGGACAUGUGUUACAGGUUGACCAAUCAGAAGACCUCACAAUCCUGGAUUUAUGCAUGUGACAGAAACAAGGCCAAUCGUCCCCCCUGGAAAGCAUGUGGAUCUGAUCACCCUGCGGCCCCUCACUCUGCUCCUGCUGCUCCUGCUACUGCAGCCACUGCAGUUGAAAAUCUUGCAGAAAUAUGUUCCGUUGUCAGCGGAAGAGAUAGAGCAAUUUGAAGAUUAUUUGGAGGAAAUGCUCAGCACAGGACCUACCCUACCAACCCCUAAGGAUGUUUUCAAAAGGCGCACCAUUAUUGAUUCGGGAAGACCCUUAACUGAUUCCAACUACUGCACUGAUGAAAUAAAGAUGAAAAAUGUCCACAACAGAUUCCGUUGUGUAAAAGAACAUUUCUUCCUCCAGAUAUCAUUUGAGGAACUGCAAGACAUCUGUAACAACCUGUUUGUGUCUUGUAAGAAUGGGAUGAAGAGAUGUCACAGGAGCAGGCAAUCAAUAAAAGGAGUGUACUGUAAUUUAAUCGAAGGAGUGGUAAUGACAGACUGUGUCUAUGAAUCUUCUUACAGGCAGGGACAGGUCCUUAUGACUUGUCGAUGGCAAAAUGAUAUUCAAGAAGUUAUCCCUGCUUACAUAAAUGAUAUUAUGGAGAUAAAUGAUACUAUCAAGGAGAAACAUGUCCUCCGCGGUUACUUCCAGUGACCCUUCUAAAAGAGUAUUCUCUAAGACGUCAAGAGUAGGACACAUCGCUCGCCAUAUGGAUCCUUACAGUUCAAAAUUGAGAACGGUAACGUUGAUCCUAUCAAUUUUAAUCAUCCACCUUCUUCCCUUCUUCUCCUGACACCAUGCAAACAAUGUGGGCUAAGUUCACAGACGGUGCUCUGAGAUGUGGCUUCAAACAGGUCACGUCAUUUAGCACGUUUUGGAUGUGUUUGGAGGGUGAAUGCCUGAAGGGAAAGGGUGGCCGGCUCCAAGAGGGACAGGAAAUGGUUAUCUGGAGUGUGCUCCUAUGUUGUCUUCAUGUACAUCUCUAGCUCAGUAGAAAUAAUAAAGUGCAUUGACCUAGUGAAGUGUCUCUGGUAUGGUUAUGUGGGGUUUCUGGGUUGGGGAUUACUUUUCUCUGUGAUGUAAUUUGAAAGAAAAAGAACCUAAAGCUUCUCAAGAAAUUGUGCAAUUAAACUUUCCAGUGCUAUAUUUGUAGAUAUUUCACCCAUUCUGUUCUUUCCACACAACAAAAUACUCAACGAAAACAUAAAGGUGUAGAUUCUAAUAGAGACAUCUCAGGAUAAAUACUGAAAUAUUCAGGAUGGCAAGCUCCCCGAGGUACUUUUCAAGUGUCCAAUAGUAUUUUUGUAGAUUCCCACACCUUUGCUUUAACUUAGGCAGCAACACUGUUCACAAAACUACAAAAAAUUCCUCACUUUCUGGCAGUCACAUUUAUUCACAAUCCCUUUCCUGGCUUGCCAGUAGAUGUGGCUUCAUUUGAGAAUACACCACUUCCAAAAAAGGCUGGAGAAUCUGUAUGAUGAAGGAAAUCUGUUUGUCCAGUUCAGGUAAUAAU